UGACAAUAGUACUACAAGGUAGUUUCCAUUUUAAAUACCGUAUGAAUACGCUUAUUCGACUAUCCAGGAAGCGUAAUCGUGGUCAUGGUCGCACUAUUGUCCCCCAGCAACGUGUCCAUGCUUCUGUAGCAUUUAUAGAUUCGUCAUAUCGACCAUCGGCUUCAUUUGCCGGCGACGAGGCGACAAAAUGGGAGCAUCUCAUUGGGGAGGGAAGAGUAGAGGAUCUUUCUUGGGUCGACCAAUGGCAAGAUAUACUGGACAUAGACGUAUAUGACGGUCAUGUGCAAGACACGAUACACGAGUUGAUGCACAUGAUACAGAAGCCAACAUACACGACGUAUUACUUGGACUAUUUGGAACCUGGCCCUGUAGUCAGGUUAUUGAGGCGUUUGUCAUUUAUGGCUCUGUCCGAUCGUGGCGCUCGUCGGAUCUCUGGGGUUAUAUACCAUCUCGUGGACAUGUUGUCGGCGUACAGUGACAAUAUCAAAGCUGAAAGCGCGCAUUGCCUCUUCCAGCUCACAAAACACCAGUACUUAUCAUGGAUUUUGAAGGACUGCGCGAAGAAGGGGCUCGAGAAGAUGCUGUAUGGAAAUGCGCACGAGGCAAGGGUCGCAAGUCUUCAGUGUCUCUCACAGAUGGUGUUGGUAAUCAACAAUACGGAACACGAUAAAGUGGAGCGUUGGGAUAUAUUCUGUGCUGCUCAAGAAAUCCUGAUGGCGCAACCGAACUCAUGGGUACCGGUGCUCUACGAACUGCUUCAUUCAAUUGUUCUGGACAAACGGGUUAUCGCUGUUUCUUGUCUGGCUUAUUUGGUACAGGAUGAUCGCAUACGAAGAGUCUGGAUCGAAAACAUUAAUGGUAUUCAGCAGGGUGGUAAGAACACCUCGUCAAGUCUGCCCGAUUUCGUCACAAGGAUUAUUCAUCUCUUGACUGAAAGUCGGACGGAGUUCCAUGCAGCCGUAGUACUUGGUAGUGUGGUCGAUGACAUUCAUGAUACGCCAUUUGAAAAGCGCUGGAUGGUGUCAAGAUUGAAAUGUAUGAUUGCAAGAGGACAUGGCAAAACAAAGGGAGCUGCGGUACUGUGUCUCAGCAAGUUUUCUGAACGAGAUGCUGAAUCCCGCAAGUAUAUCCUGGAUGAAGAUUACAUCGCAACACUGGUGUUGCAACUUUUCAGCAAGCGCGAUCAUUGCUGCUCCUGCGAUGUCGAAUCCGUCUCGGGUGCCUUUUUAACCAUAGCUGAACGAGCCUCAGAUCUGGAACGACGUAAAGCCAUUCACAGGUUUUCAGAGGUUCUAUGUGUAGAUAAAUGGCUCCCGGAGGGAGAAGGGUGCGAUCUACUCUAUAAAUUGCUUUCAAGUUCCACUCUUUCAUCCGAGGCUCAGAAAAUUUCCAUCGAGCGGCUAGUGACAAUCGAUCGAGACUGCCGUCAGGAUCCAGAAGGCACUGCUCUGCGUAGGAUGCAGAUUGUUUUCAAUGCGUUGUGCGAAAAUGAUAGAAGACGCUCGCUCAUACGCAAGAAAUCGGUCCUUCAAACGAUCUUUUGGGCCUUGAAGUGUCGGAACGAACAUACUAGAGACAAUGCCAUCACCUUUCUCAGCAGCGUUUGUACGCGAAGUUUAGGUCCACAGCACAACUGGACGUCUGAAAGUGAUCCCGAUCUGGUUUCUGCGCCAGAUCUGGAUGAAGUACGCAAGUUGAUGUGCAGUCGCCUAUCGGAUCUAUUGGAUUGCGUGGCAAAACUUGGUAAAAAGAAUAUAAAGCAGAGCAAGAGUGUCCUUGCCUCUGUUCGGAAGGCUCUAGAGGUGUUUUGCCGCUAUGAAGAAUUCCAGGAUCAGCUCCUGGAUCCUGCUGUCUUAUUGGUAAUAAGCAAGGGUAUCGACCUCAAGACGGCAAAUAUGUGUGAAGGUCAUAGUGUCCUUGCGCAAAUCUCUGGCAUUGAAUGCUGGCAAGAACUUAUGAAAUAUGACUGGGCCCGCGUUGCAAUGUUCGAAAAGGGUGUAGUGAAUCACCUGUUGGACAUACAUAGAGCUCUCCGAGAGGAGCCCGAAUCUUGUCAAUGGUUACGUUUAUGGCCAGACUAUGACAGAUUAGUCCUGGAGACUUUUGAAAAGUUGGUGAAAUAUCCCGAUGUUUGGGAAAUGGACGAGGUGAAAUCGAGUAGUGAUCUAUUCAACAAAUUGAUAGCCUUCAUUAUAACGACUCCCUACAAGACUUGGACAAGACAAGACAUGCCGCCAGUUAAUCCUCUGCCUUGAACUUGUAGGGGUGUUUUUGUUGCGAUAUGCCGAAGUCAUCCGUAGUUAAUAGGUACAAACACAAUUAUGUAGCUCCGUUCCCGAUUCUUUCCGAAGAAUGAGGAAACGAUAGAGGGUUAUUAUCGGGGCGUAACUGUCUUGAGCAGUGCCAAACUGUCUGGAC
Desarmillaria tabescens is the source of this 2418-nucleotide messenger RNA. RefSeq lists its product as uncharacterized. NCBI's taxonomy places the organism in Eukaryota, Fungi, Basidiomycota, Agaricomycetes, Agaricales, Physalacriaceae. The transcript has 13 exons. The record is from RefSeq and is a predicted model, not a curated record. Bases 42 to 2255 code for a protein of 737 amino acids.